This is a messenger RNA of Bursaphelenchus okinawaensis, 3329 nucleotides long. Lineage: Eukaryota; Metazoa; Nematoda; Chromadorea; Rhabditida; Aphelenchoididae. The record is from the annotation of a GenBank genome assembly.
AUGGUGAAGAAGGUAUUGUGUGUAGCAGAGAAGAACGACGCCGCUAAGAGUAUUGCCAAUAUAUUAACUAGCCCAGCUAAACCAACAUUAAGAAAUGGAGCGUCAAGAUUCAAUAAACUGUACUGCUUGAAGGUAUGUUGUUUUACGUGUUUCAUUGUGUUAUUUUGGAAUUUUUAAGGUUCUUUUGUUUUGAAAUUACAGCGUUUCUUUGAUUUUAUGUUGCUACGGCUAAUUUAACUUGUCUUACUGUAUUUUAUGCCAUAAAAUCACGUUUUUGGAAGCCUUUUGAAGAUAAAAAAAGCCUAAAUUUCACUUAACAUCAGUUUAAAAUAACUUAAAAUUAAAAAAUCAUUUUUAGUACGAUUUAUGUGGAGCCAACUCGAAUGUGGUGUUCACAAGUGUAUCCGGUCACAUGAUGAACUAUGAGUUUCCAUCUGGAAUGAAGAACUGGAGUGGAGUACCGGUUGCCAAUUGUUUCACAGAGCCUUUACUAUAUACAGUCGCUCCAGAAAUGAAACAAGUUGAACAACAGCUAAAGUAAGUCAUCUUGUUUUUACUAAAGCCUAGGAGGAAUUAUUUGGCAUUUUAAAUUAUAUUAAAGUUUUUAUAAGGAAAUAUGUUAUAGUAGAAGAAGUGAUAAAUCUAGUAUUUCCAGAAACGAAGCAAGGAACGCUGAUGCUCUAGUAAUCUGGACAGAUUGCGACAGGGAAGGAGAAAAUAUUGGAGCCGAAGUUGUUAGUGUCUGUAGAUCAGUUAAAAGAAACCUACCUGUAUAUAGAGCCAGAUUCUCGGAGAUUACAAGGUCUUCCAUCAGAAGAGCCAUUGACAACUUGGUUCAGAUGGAUCAGAAUGUUGUGGAUGCCGUUUAUUGCCGAAUGGAGUUGGAUCUCAGGAUUGGUAAGGGGAUUGGAAUUAAUUUUAAAAUACGGAUUUCGAAAUGCUAUUAUGCAGGGACGUCGUUUGGGGGGGGGGGGGGGUACCCCCUCAUAUUCUACGAAAUUAUAAUGCUAUAUAUUUCGGCAUGGGUUAUGUAAUAUAUAAUAUUGAAACGUAUAGAAAAUUAUUUUCUGUAAACUUACCAUUAUAUGUUUCAGGAGCCGCAUUCACUCGAUUACAAACAUUAUACUUAAAAAAUCAUUGUCCUCAGGCUAUGAGUGAGAUCUCUGACCAAAAGGUCAUAUCAUACGGGUCAUGUCAAUUCCCUACAUUAGGAUUUGUUGUGGAACGAUACCUGGAACGGGAGAACUUCAUGCCAGAACCUUUUUGGAAAUUAGUUGGUAAGUCAUGUUGUGGGUGACUUUUAUAUUUACUCAUUAAUGUAUUGUGUCAUUUACGUGACUUUACCUAAAAAUCUUUUACCUUUGUUAGCUGGGAAAGUAUAUAGAAAAUGCAAAAUAAAGCAAAAAAAUACAAAUUUUAUAAUUUUUUGUUGUUUUUUGAUUAAAUUAGGUAUUAAAAGCAUAAUUUCUUACUGCCCAAUGUACUGUAAAAUGUAAAUUAAUUUAAAAGACAUUUUAAUAUUUCUUACAGGCCGCGACGAAGCCAAAAACGUGGAUUUUAAUUGGGCGAAAGUGCGUUUAUUCGACGAGGAAGCGGUCCAAAUGUACUAUAACUUGUGUAACGAGAACAUGAAGCCCACAGUAAAGGCGGUGGACAAGAAACCGACCGCUCGAAUGAGGCCCUAUCCAUUGGACACAAUAGCUUUGGAAAAGUUGGGAUCAAAGAAACUUAAAAUCACGGCCAAAAGAACAAUGGCAGCGGCCGAGAAGCUGUACACACAAGGGUUUAUAUCUUAUCCUAGGUAAGGUGCUGACAUUUUGUUUUUUACUAUGGUAUGUGCUAAGUUAUGUUCAGUUAUUUUACUACAUAAAAAUGUCGAUAGAGUUAUAAAAUAACAUUUUAGGACAGAAACAAAUCAAUUUCCGCCGAAUUUUGGUCUGGAACAUUUAGUACAACAACAGACCAAUCACAUUGAGUGGGGAAACUUUGCCCAAUCAGUUCUGGAUCAACCGAACGGACCAAAUCCAAGAAAUGGUCGAAAAUCUGAUGCUGCUCACCCUCCCAUACAUCCUCUGAAGUCGGCUACAAAGUAGGUAACAUUAAGUGCUUUCAUGGAUUUUUUGGCCAUUUUUAUGGUACUAGACUUGAAAGCAAACUUUCUAGAUGUGGCUAAACUGGUUUGUGUUUUGGUGGCCAUUUUUGACUAUAGGAUAUUAUAAUUUAAAAAAAUAAUGACAUGGUUAUUGUUCAGAGAUACCUUUGCAAACAAGUUCGACGAAUGGUUGGUGUACGAGCUUGUUGUACGUCAUUUCUUGGCCACCUGUUCAAGAGAUGCCAAAGGGGAAGAGACUAAAGUUACAGUAAGUUUACAUCUAAUUUAUCAUAAUUUUGAAAUUAUUUACACUUAAAAUCUCUAAAGAACCUUUAUAUUUUUAAAAUUUUAAUAGUUGUGUAUGGUCAUAGUAAAUAGCAUUUUUUGUGGUAAUAUACGGUGAUUUCUUAUUUUACUUUACUUUUGAGGUUGGAGUAAACGGCGAAGAAUUCUGGACCAAUGGCCUUGUAGUACUAGACGAAGGAUACCUAGCUGUCUACAAGUACGACAAAUGGUACGGCAAGCAGAUCCCCUUUUACGCGCUACAUGAAGUCCUCCCCAAAUUCACGGUAAAUAUUGCUUCGGGACAAACCACGGCUCCACAACUCUUGAGUGAAGCGGACUUGAUCGCUCUAAUGGACAAACAUGGAAUUGGCACAGAUGCGACCCAUUCCGAACACAUCGAGAAGAUCAAGAGCCGACAGUACGUGCAGGUGAAUCGAGAACAAAAGUUUGAACCGACUUUCAUGGGACUGGCAUUGGUGGACUGUUAUCGGCGGAUGGGCAGGCAGGAGUUCAGCAAACCCGCGCUGAGGGCGCAGCUCGAGCAGGAGUUGGUCAGGAUUAGUGAAGGUGAGAGAGGAAAGGUUAUUAUGUUAUAGUUGUUUAGUAUAUAAUGUAAAAUAUGUCGAUAAAAGUUAUUUUGUAGGUAUAACUCUUAGAUAAUGUAAAGUAUGUUAAAGUAAUAUAUUUUUUAGGUAUAACUUCUGUGUAACAUGGUAGAAUCAAAACGUAUACCAAAUUUUAACUAAUUUUUUGUAUUUUUAAGUUUUAAACAAAUGAAAAUGUGAAUUUUUUAAAUUUAAAUUUAAAAUUUUUAGGCCGUCGAACCAAAAACGACGUUCUCCGCGAACAAUUACGCAUUUAUCGCCAGAUAUUCGACUUUGCCGAACAAAAUAUGGGGGUUUUUGGCGACUCGAUCAGAGUAUUCCUACAGCAAAUGCGACAGCUCAAUUAG